Messenger RNA from Yarrowia lipolytica CLIB122, 1935 nucleotides. RefSeq lists its product as uncharacterized. NCBI's taxonomy places the organism in Eukaryota, Fungi, Ascomycota, Dipodascomycetes, Dipodascales. The record is from RefSeq and is a predicted model, not a curated record.
AUGAAGCUAUCAUCAAUUGCCAUUUUCUCGGUCGCCUCCUCUACCCUGGCAACUGCCUACGUCCUCAGAUGGGGUGCCCUGAUCAAUCCCAUCAAGGAUGCCAUUAUUUCGGGUGUGAUUAAUGGUCGACACCAAGAUAUCCCCGAGGCACAGGCAAGCUCGGAAAUUAAUGAAUUUGUUCCUCUCAUCAUGAAUGAUGACCUGCUUCCUCUGUUCGACAAUGCCGUUGAUAUUCUUCUUUCUCCCACAUUUGAACAGAAGUUCCCUGACUGGAUCAGCAGUGUUAUUGCUGCCCUCGAAAAAUAUGAGCAAAGCCCCGACUUCACCUCUGCUACUUCACUUCUCUCAGAGUAUCUGCCGCAUUACGAUUACCACGAAGCAGUAAACCAGGCCAGUAUUACGCUAGCGAAGUCGGCCGACGGUUGGAACAUCCUGAAGGCUGCGGUGCUUUCUAUCUCAACCAACCCCGCCGCAUCCAAGGCCAUUGAUGAUGGACUCUUUGCUGUCACUGGUUUGAUCUGUACGCUCCAGCUUACUGAUGGAUCUGUUUGCGACCCAUACAAGACCGAGGAUCCUGUUGUUCCUGCUUCAACCAGCGAGCCUGCUGUUUCUACUUCGAGCAGCGAGCCUGCUGUUUCUACUCCGAGCAGCGAACUUGUUGUUUCUACUCCGACCAUCGAGUCUGAAGUCCCAGUUUCGACCAGUGAGCCCGUUGUGCCCGCGUCGACCAGCGAGUCUAAUGCCCCCGUGGUGUCCUCUAAGGAUGUUACUCCUGUCGAGUCCCCUACACCCAUUACGACUACCAAGUCUGAAGACAACGUUGCAUCGGGACUUGCCCCCGAAGAGCCCAUUACUCCCAUUGGGUCGUCUAAGCCCGUUACUACUGUCAAGUCUGAAGAUCCCGUUGCAUCUGGACUUGCCUCCGAAGAACCUAUUACUGCCGAGUCCCCCCUGUCUAGUGCCUCUGGUCUGGCUUCCGGGGAGGCUUCUGUAUCUUCUGACACACCUGUCUCUGCAAGCGCUAACACUGACGAUACUAGCCCUCAGACCUCUGGUGUCUCCUCUUCCGGUACUCCGGAGACUGUCGCUCCCACCUCUGCACCUUCUUCAGCGUCCAUCUCUAGUGCUGCUGGUGUUACGAACGGCACUGUUUUUGGGUCCUCUGAGCCGCCUACUCCCACAGUGACUAAUAAUACCAACAGCAGUGUAGAGAGUCCUGCUACCGCUCUUGUUAACUCUAGCCUCACAUUGACCGUGACUCAAUGUGACACCGAGGGACGGUGCAUAACACCCACUCUGACAAUCGUUACAGUUGUUCCCAAGAACGCCCCUUCCACUGUUAUCAAGACUGUUUGUCCUAAGUGCGAGGGGAAGACCGUGGAAAUCACCGUUCCUUGUGCUCGUGAGACCACUGACGCUUCACAGGACGAGAAGUCUUCCAAGCCUGACAAGGCGGACAAAUCUGACAAGGCGGACAAGUCUGACAAGGCGGGCGAAUCUGACAAGACAACGAAGACUGAGAAGACAGACAAAACCGGGAAGACAGAGGAGACAGAAGAGGCUGAGAAGGCCGAUAAGACCCAUGAGUCUGGUUCUUCUGAUAUGACUGACAAGACUGAGAAAACUGACAAGACUGAGAAAACUGACAAGACUGAGAAAACUGACAAGACCAAGAAAACUGACAAGACUGACAACUCUGAAACCCCUAAGAAGUCUGAAACCCCUAAGAAGUCUGAUAACGAUAGCUCUCCAAACAAGCCCGGAUCAUCAAACGACUCAUCCAACAAGCCCACCAACACCGGCGCUGCUGAUAAGCCUUCAAACGGAGGAUCUGCUGAGCCCAAGCCAGUUGCCCAGGCCAACUCAGGCUCAAAGUUGGUCAUCUCGGUCGGCGCACUACUUGCUGGAAUUCUGGCUCUCGUUGCUUUAUCGUAG